AUGUCCGCAGUCGCCGCUCAGGCGCCCGUUGCUUCCCCAGAGCAGCAAGCACGUGACAUUGAAGCACGCGACCGUGCGGCUGCCGAGCGCAAUGCACGAGACCAGAAAGCCAUGCCUCCACCGUCAGCCAAGCGUAGGGUUGGCAGGCCACGCAAAACACCAGCGCCAGCCUACUCUCUUCCGUCAGCUAAUGCGCCAACAAAUCCUACUCUAGCUCGUGAAGAUGCUAAAGAUGCUGAGCUUGAUGAAGAGAACAUCGUUUUGCAGCAGAAGCUUACCACUGUAGACCUUACCAACUCAGAUGACAAGAAAGCCGAUGAAAGUGACGAUGGGUCACCACUCAGUGACCUCGAGGAGCUCGAGAGACGUGAAAGCGUGCUGCAAGCCCAGCGCAAUCAAGGCAAGCCAAGCUCCGGUGCGGAGGAUGCUAUCAUGCUUGAUGAUCCGAGUCAAGAAGUCGAGCGGGAAGCUGUCGAUGAAGGCUCCAUUGACUACAGCGAUGUCGACCCUGCCGAACUCGAAGACCAUUCAUACAUGGAGGAUGAUCAGAAGAGCGUCGUUUCCAUCUCUUCCGACGACCAUGAGAAGUAUAAAUCAGAAGCGAAGCCCAACGAUGAUCCCAGCAAAGCCAUCGAUCUCGAGCGUCCAUGGAGGAUUUCCGGUUUUGACGAAACAGCGCGCCGCAAGUUUGAGCAAAUGUACUGCCAAGACCGUUUGGCGCCGCUGCAGGGCAAUUGGGACUUGACUGAAGACUACCAUCGCGAGCAAGACAAGGAGAUGCUUCGAUACCUCGAAGACUUCCCACUUGACAAGUGGCUCAUCGACAAGCAGGCGGCCAACGAUGCUUACAUGAACCUGCUUAAGCGGACCAAAUGGCGCAACCUCAGCAUCGGUGUCUACUCUGAGCAUCGCAACACCCAAUAUAUUUCGAGCAGCUCGCCCUUCUCGCGGACUAUGCCCAUGAUGCAGCCGCAGCAGGGUCCGCCUCCGGGCCGUCAGCCUUCGAUGGGAGGUCCGCACGGCGCUCCAAAUGGGAUGCCGCCGCAACAGAUGCAUCACGGCCCACCAUCCAAUGGACACGGUAUGCCACCACCACCACAGAUGCUCCGCUCACAACCAAAUCCUCAAUCAAUGCCACAGUCGUUUGGUCAGACGCUGCCAGGCCAGUAUCAGCACCCAGGAUUUAAUCAUCAAGGCGCAAUGGGCCCGCCGCCACUGCCGUUUGGUCAUCCGCAGCACGUUGGCGGAGUCCAUGGUAUGGCACAACACGCGCCAAUUCUUGGCAUGCCGCAACCUGGCGCUCAGAAGCCGCAGUCUCUUGGACGUGUCAACAGCAUGCACCAACAAACACCGGUCUUCGGCAUGCCUAGUAUAGGAGGCAAGGCUAUCGGCGCCGGUACGUUUGUCGAUGCGCUCACGAUCGACGACAACGGCCCUACCGAUUCGAAGGGCAGGAAGAGGAAGUUGUCGUUGACAGCUAAAGCGCAUAGUGAGAUGCCAGCAUGUCCGAUCCCACCAUACCCCGAGGGCGAGCGUCCAUCCGAGCGUAAGAAGGUCGGCAAGAUCAGCAAGACCGCGAAGAACCGCAAGAACGCCAAGCGUACCAUGCGCAAGCCGGCCGAGGCGGAGAAGAUGCCAUGGCAUCGCCAGAUCGAUUUCGUCCAGGCCAAGGAAGAUGCAAGCUGGGAUGAGAGUCACUACGAUGCUGGUAUCAUCGAAGCAAUGAACGUGGUACGAAAGAAGAAUCAGCCCGUCGUGGAUAAGAUUGACCAGGAGCUUCUCGAGAAGCAGAAGCUUCAAAGAGCGGCCAAAAAAGCCGGCAACACUGGAAGGAACACCAUUGCGGCUGCGCGAGCGUUUGUCGCGGCAGGCGGCGUGGCUCCUCCGAAAGCUAGGAUAUUUACGACCGAAGUCAGUUCCCCGAGCAAGAGUAGCGAAGCUGGCGGCGAAGAGGAUACGAAGGCCGAGGGCAGUCCGCGCAAAAAGUCCGAAAGCGCUGGCGGCGAAGGCAAUUUCUCCUUUGCUAGCGACGCUGACAGGGCGAGAGCGAGUGAGCUGAAGUGCACCACCCCGUACGAGGUACUCGAUGCCGCCGAGGCUGGUGAGGUAGAAUGGGAGUUGUGCAAGCACAUCUGUAUCCGCUGGUUGCCGGGCAAGAAGAGCCACUCCCUAGGCCUGGAGCAGGCGCGCUUCCGCAUCUACGACACGCUUAUCACGCGUCAGCAGUACGACAACACGCUAGUACUCACCGGACGUGCCGCCAUGUGCAUCAUCGACUUCUGCCCAGAUAUGCUUUGCCGUGUGCCGCUCCUGCGUAUUUGUUCGGAAGCCGGUUGCGGCAAUACGGAGGUGCGCGAUCGCAUGUCUUGGAACGGCUGCUAUAUUGACAAGGCGACGGUCACGAAGCGCAUUCGAGCUGCGUUGGGCCAGAAGCAGAGCAACAAUCCUGACAAGCGUAAGAAGGAGGCAGAGGAAGUCGGAGACGCUGAGGGCAAGGUCGCGAAGCACGGGUCGGACGGGAGGGCGAAGGAGAGAUAUACAGCAGACGAGCACAAGUGGUAUAACGACAACGAUAAGUACUUCGAUUGGUACAUUCAGUUCUUCGGCACGAGACGCACCCACCGUUUCGGGCAGAAGGGGGGCUCUAUGCGCACCAAGAGCGAGGGCUUAAGUAGCGAGGGGUUCACUAGCGCCAGCGAGCGCGAGGUGACUAUGGACGCGGCUAGUCCGGAAGAUAGCGCGAUGAGUCCUGCUAAGAGGCGGAAGACGGAGGAGACGGAUGCCGAUGAGUCGGUGGAUGGGGAUGAUGUUGAAAAUGAUGGCGAAGAUGCGGUUAGCAUUCAGAGUGAUACGUUGCUGGAUGAGAUCGAGGAUUAG
Molecule: messenger RNA, 2877 nt
Organism: Baudoinia panamericana UAMH 10762
Lineage: Eukaryota; Fungi; Ascomycota; Dothideomycetes; Mycosphaerellales; Teratosphaeriaceae
Exons: 2
Coding region: 1-2877 (958 amino acids)
Source: RefSeq, a predicted model, not a curated record